Parastagonospora nodorum SN15 is the source of this 1505-nucleotide messenger RNA. RefSeq lists its product as hypothetical. Gene Ontology annotation, molecular function: monooxygenase activity; FAD binding. NCBI's taxonomy places the organism in Eukaryota, Fungi, Ascomycota, Dothideomycetes, Pleosporales, Phaeosphaeriaceae. The transcript is spliced from 2 exons. Bases 1 to 1416 code for a protein of 471 amino acids. The record is from RefSeq and is a predicted model, not a curated record.
AUGCGUCGACCCUCAUUCCUCUUCCCUGAUCCACAUUGCUUCCACGGUUUCACAAUCGCCAUGCCAUACCUUGAAAGUCAACCAAAAAUAAUCAUUGCUGGCGCCGGCAUCGGAGGCCUGACUGCCGCGCUUGCACUCCAUGCCUCAGGAUUCACCAACAUCCAAAUUUACGAGGCUUCGUCACAAUUGACGACGCUGGGCGUCGGUAUCAAUGUGCAACCUUCUGCAGUACUGAUCUUGCGAAACCUUGGACUACUGGAAGCGCUGGAGAAGACCGGAAUACAGACGCGAGAACUGAACUUCUACAACAGGCAUGGCGAUAGCAUACUGAGCGAGAAGCGCGGUGUAGCAGCAGGAUAUGCUGUACCUCAAUUCAGCAUUCAUCGUGGAGAGUUCCAAAUGCUCUUGCUGAGUGCGGUCAAGGAACGACUUGGCAAUGACGCUUUGCACCUGAACCACGCUUUGACUGGGUUUGAGCAGAACGAGAAGACCAUCACAGCACAAUUUUCGCAAAGAAGGGAUGGAGUGCCUGCAGCGCAGUCAAGCGUGACAGGUGAUAUUUUGGUUGCUGCUGAUGGUAUCAACUCCACAGCACGACGCAUCCUUUACCCGAAUGAAGGUCCCCCGAAAUUCUCCGGCUGUAUGCUAUGGCGCGGUUGUAUUGAGCGUGAUCAAUAUCUGACCGGCGCAAGUAUGGUGUGGGCUGGCCACGCUGACCAGAAAUUCAUCGCAUACCCAAUCUCUCGGAGGUCAGCAGACAAGGGGAAGUCGCUAGUAAACUGGAUCGCUGAGCUUCGCAUACGUGAGAAGGAUGACGAGGAUACAACGCCUCCAAAGACGGACUGGACCAAGUCAGUCAACAAAGAUGUCUUCGCGGGGCCUUUCGAAAGCUGGCGAUGUGGAGGAUUAGAGAUGAAAGACUUGAUCGACAGCACCGAGAAGGUGUUUGAGUUUCCCAUGUCUGACCGGGACCCCGUCGAACAUUGGACCUUUGGUCGAUUGACCUUGCUGGGCGACUCUGCCCAUGCAAUGUAUCCUAUCGGAAGUAACGGCGCGUCACAAGCCAUUAUCGACGCGGAGACGCUUGCCAAACACCUUUCAUCUACCACUUCGUCAAGCACAACAAUCGAAGAAGCGCUGAAAGCUUAUGAGCAGGAACGAUUGCCGCCAACCGCUAAGAUCGUCAUGGCAAAUCGCGCAAACGGUCCUGAUCAUGUCCUUCAGUUGGCGGAAGAGCGAGCACCAGACGGUUUUGAAAACGUGUAUGACGUGAUUCCGAAAGAAGAGUUGGAGGAAGUUGGACGCAUUUAUAAGAAGGUCGCAGGCUUUGAGAUAGAAAGUGUGAACGACAAAGCGAAGAAGACUGAGGGCGAAAGCACAAGAUUAGGACUGAAGAGCCCGUCGGACUGGAUCUAGGCUCAAAAGUGGCGCUUAGUAUAUCUGGUGACAGUCGCAGUUUAUUGCAAGCAGGAUUUCAUAAUUCCAAUGGCCAUGUCAACCAUGUG